AGAGGAGAGAGGAGAGGAGAGAGGAGAGGAGAGAGGAGAGGAGAGGAGAGAGGAGAGGGACCGAGGCAGCCGCCGCUCCAGCACACACUUCUGCCUGCACAACUGAGCCACACGCACCGGGGGAAAGUUGGAGUCAGUGCAGCCACUGAAGGCUCCCACACGCGCAGGGGCUGUGAGAAAGCAGCACCUUUCCCAGGUUGUCCUCAGGAGGUGGCAAAGCUCUGUCUCUGCUGGAGCACUGCUGACCACUGUCAGUAACGAAACAUGCAGAGGGCAUGAGACCCCACAGGACCUGACCCCAUGGUCACUCAGAGGAAAGGAGAAGGCAGGAAAGGAAAAGGAGCAGCUGAGAUCCACCAGCAGCUGCCACAGGACGUCAGCUCCAGCACUGAGCUCCCAGAGGGGAGCUAGAGACACAAGUGAGUUGCAGUGCCAUGUCUUUCCUAGACCAUGUCAUUCCCAGCACACAAGGCUGAACAUGUAAAGUGACUCUGCAAUGUUCUCCAAGGUCACUGUAGACCAAGGGUCGCUUUGGGAAGAGCUCUAGGUCUGCCUGGUAGAGGCUCACUCCAAGCAGCUUUGGAGCUGAUGGGAGCAGGACUGCUCCAUCCUUGCAGUGACGCCAUGGAUCCAUGUUACAAUCACACAAGCUCUCAAAAAAGGAUGGACUUUCCCCUGCAGCUGCUGGUCGGGUCCUGCCUCGUCAUCCUCAUCGUGAUCACUCUCUGUGGUAACAUCAUCGUCUGCCUGGCCGUCACCCUCGACCGCCGGCUCCGGAGCUUGACAAACUGCAUCAUUGUCUCCUUAGCCAUCACCGACCUGCUGGUGGGGCUUCUGGUGCUGCCAUUCUCUGCUUUCUAUGAACUCACCAAGGAGUGGCCCUUUGGCAGCGUUUUGUGCAACAUCUACACCAGCCUGGACGUCAUGCUGUGCACAGCCUCCAUCCUCAACCUCUUCAUGAUCAGCCUGGACCGCUACUUUGCCGUCACCACCCCACUGCGCUACCGCCAGGUGGUCACUCCCUCCCGCGUGGCCGUGGGUUUGGGUGUUAUUUGGACCGUUUCACUGAUGGUCUCCUUCCUCCCCAUCCACCUGGGCUGGAACACCAACGGGACAGCAGUGCAAAACACAGGCCCCUGCAACAAGGAGUGCACGCUGGAGGUGAACUUUGUGUACGGGUUAGUGGACGCCUUGCUCACCUUCUACAUCCCUUUGGUCAUCAUGUGCAUCACCUACUACCGGAUACUGAAGAUAGCGAGGGAGCAAGCCAAGAGGAUCAACCACAUGUGGGGCAACACCUCCACGCUACCCAUGGUGAAAGAGCACAAAGCCACCGUGACGCUGGCAGUGGUGCUGGGAGUGUUCAUCGUGUGCUGGUUCCCCUAUUUCACCAUGUUCACGUACCGGGGGGCGUGGGGGGACAGCAGGGUGAAAGGCACACCCAUGUCCAUUGUUCUCUGGCUGGGCUAUGCCAACUCAGCCCUGAACCCCAUCCUCUACGGGACACUCAACAGGGAUUUCCGAGUGGCGUACCAGCACUUGCUGCGUUGCUGGAGGAUGGGACACCCCAGGAACUCCCACCUGCCUCCCCUCCAGGAGGCCCAGCCCAGGGGCAGGCAGGAGGGUAAACCCUUGAAACUGGAGGUAAGGAACAAGAAGGGGACACUGCUCACCGAUGAAGCCCUCAAGAGAGAGCUGCCUCCCCGUCCUACACAGCAUCACCACUGUGGUUUCUGCUCACAAUCAGAUAAAGAGUUGCUCGAGCACCUCAAGCACCGGAGCUUUUCUGUGAGUCUCAGCCAGCCCGCUGCCCUAGGACCCACAUCUCCCAGCCUUCAACUCCUGGCUGCCUUCUUCCAAAAUCCUGUGUGUGAGGUUGAAAGGACAACACUCAGCUUUCCUCAGCAAGAAACUCAAUAGCAGAGGCAAGAGCUGCAGGGAUCCCUGCUCUGGCACAUGGCAUUCACUCCAUCCCCAAACACUGCUGGAGAGGCCUCUGCCCACCCAGGUUUCUUCCCAGGAGGGUGGUGUGUUAGAAGAGCCCUCGGAGGAGCUGCAGAAGAACAUCUCCCCUGCCCUGUCUGGGCAGUGACACUUUCAGCAUCAAGCCCCACACCAGCAGGAAGAGAUGCCUGCAGAGCUGGGUCAGGAACCAGUGCAUGACCCUGGCAGGGCAGGGCUGGGGGUGCCCUCUCCAGACCCAUGGCAGUGGGCCAGGCUGCAAGGGCACAGGGUGGAGGGGGAAAGGGGCUGCUGUUGAGAUCUUGGUGCCAGGAAGACCAGCCUAUGAUGGAGAAAGGCAACACAGGCACUACCUUCCCUGGUGCCCUGUCCUAGGGAUGUAUCCACCCCUUUGAGGGGGUAAGGUGCUGGUAGAGGGGGGGUGAUGUGGCGGGAGGGGUCAGCAUGGUGGAUGUUGGCAGCCACAAGUGCUGGAUGUCUGUGCACAGGACAUCCCAGUCCCUCAGCAUCCGUGCUGGGUCAAGACUGCCUCCCAUGCUGGGGAGAGUUUGGCAUCCCUGGGGCUGCCCUUACUCCACGUCCCCUGUCCCAGCCCUACUGCGAGGCAAAGAGAAGCCCUGGAGCCUGCUGGGCCAUGGGGAGACUUUGAGCAGCCAGGGUUUGCCCCAGGCUCUGCCCUCCCCAGCAGCUCAACACUAAGAGUCCCAGAAGAGGAGGUUUCUGCCCCGAGCCUGUGCAGAAAUCAUCAGCGGUAUAAAAAUCUAUUUAAGACAGAAAGAAAAUGAGAUACUUGA
Messenger RNA from Corvus hawaiiensis (hawaiian crow), 2756 nucleotides. RefSeq names its product histamine receptor H2 (gene HRH2). Gene Ontology annotation, cellular component: dendrite; membrane. Gene Ontology annotation, biological process: gastric acid secretion; G protein-coupled receptor signaling pathway, coupled to cyclic nucleotide second messenger; positive regulation of vasoconstriction. Lineage: Eukaryota; Metazoa; Chordata; Aves; Passeriformes; Corvidae. The record is from RefSeq and is a predicted model, not a curated record. Gene Ontology annotation, molecular function: G protein-coupled serotonin receptor activity; neurotransmitter receptor activity; histamine receptor activity. The coding region runs from base 589 to 1920 and encodes 443 amino acids. The transcript has 5 exons.